Messenger RNA from Drosophila obscura, 392 nucleotides. RefSeq names its product 39S ribosomal protein L34, mitochondrial (gene mRpL34). Gene Ontology annotation, molecular function: structural constituent of ribosome. Gene Ontology annotation, cellular component: ribosome; mitochondrial large ribosomal subunit. Lineage: Eukaryota; Metazoa; Arthropoda; Insecta; Diptera; Drosophilidae. The transcript is spliced from 2 exons. The coding region runs from base 88 to 333 and encodes 81 amino acids. Gene Ontology annotation, biological process: translation. The record is from RefSeq and is a predicted model, not a curated record.
AUAUUUUCGGUAUAUUUUUUAAAUGAGAAGGUAUAUUUCGGUAUAUUUCUGGUAUAUUUAUUACUUAACAUAAAACUUUUUAAAAACAUGCUGCAAGGAUUGAUUCAGAGAACCUGCCUGGUGGCGUUCAACACGGCACAAACUAUCCUGGUGCGACAGAAGCAUGCCUUUGACCGGGCCGUGCUCAAGCCGAAGGUUCGCUGCCACUUCCCCAAGCCGCGCGAGGUGAAGCGCAUCAACGUCCACGGCUGGGACACUCGCAUGUCCACCCCGGAGGGACGUCGUGUGCUGAUGCGCAGGAUACUCAAGGGAAGACACAACCUCUCGCACUAGCCUCUACAUAUAUCAAUAAAGCUUUAUUUGGAGUUUUACUUUUCAUAAAAGUACAGGUA